Molecule: messenger RNA, 1258 nt
Organism: Gastrolobium bilobum
Lineage: Eukaryota; Viridiplantae; Streptophyta; Magnoliopsida; Fabales; Fabaceae
Exons: 5
Coding region: 47-1141 (364 amino acids)
Biological process (GO): post-translational protein targeting to membrane, translocation
Cellular component (GO): endoplasmic reticulum; endoplasmic reticulum membrane
Source: RefSeq, a predicted model, not a curated record
GUUGAAAGAGAGAGAGUGUGAGUGCGUAGGGUAACACACACAAAAUAUGAAGAAGUCAUCAGGAGGCGCAGCAGAGAAGAAGAGGGUGCGACGCUCCUCCGCACCAGAUCCCAACUCCGACGUCCCUCCUAGGAAACAAGCUGCCAAGAAAGAUGUGUUUCAGGUUUUUGCUGAGAAGGUGAGAGACAAUAAGGAUUUGGUUUCUAGAUGGGCUGUUCUACAGGAGACACGUGUUGAAUAUUUUAGAGGGAAGGAUUUCGUGAACUUCUUGAAGAAUCAUCCUGAGCUCAAAGAUACUCUAGAAUCAGAUAAGAAUUUAGAAACAGAGGAUAUUGCCAACAUUCUACUUGGAAAAAGUCUUUUAGUUCGCUGUGAUCGUGUGGUUAAAACUCUUCGUCCUGGGAAGAAAAAGUUGUCUACCUGGCCUGCGCAUUUAGAAAUUUUCCCUGAACAAGUAUUUUCUGAAAAUGAUGCUUUUUUUGCAUGGACAUUUGUAAAACGCCAUCCACUUUGGCAGACGCUCCUCUCAUUUUUCUGGCCUGUCUUAACAUUGGCUAUUUGCUUAUUUCCUGUGUACCCUCAUCGCUGCAAGAUAUUAAUACUUUACUCAUGCGCUGGGAUCCUGUUUCUUAUUCUCUCUCUACUUUUGAUAAGAGGUACAAUAUUUGGCGCUUUAUAUAUUAUUCUUGGAAAGCGGAUCUGGUUUUUCCCAAACAUCCUUGCCGAGGAAGCAACACUGCGGGAGUUGUUCAGAUUGUGGCCUAAGAAAGAUGAAGAGGAAAGACCUAAGUGGACAACGAGGCUAUUCUAUGCUGUGGUAGCUGUGCUGUUCAUUUUAUUGCUGAGGCAUCAUGCACCUGAUGAAGCUGCCAGAGCAAGGUACCAGAAGAGAGUAUCUAACAUCAUUGAUGAUGUUCUUGAAUGGUCUCCAAGUUUAGCCUUGUCUGGGAUGAUGGAGAAGCAAACAAAUGUGGUUAAUGCCACAGGGUCCGCUGAUGCUGACUCACAACCGAGCAAAACACCGGAGCACACAGCUCCACCUGAUGAUGGUGAUGAUGCAAAGACUUACACGGAACAGUUUAGUACUGAAGAAGUCAUUGAUAACUUAGAGGAUGCAGGUGAAGAUAAACAAUAUGAUUAAAUGGCAGUUAUAUACCUAAAUCAUAUAUAUCUAGUGACUAGAUCACAAUUUUCCUUUUAUUUGAGUGUAAAAGUACCGUGUAUGAAAUAAUAACAGUAAAAGUGGUUCGUUUUCAAA